Prunus armeniaca (apricot) is the source of this 411-nucleotide messenger RNA. The record is from the annotation of a GenBank genome assembly. NCBI's taxonomy places the organism in Eukaryota, Viridiplantae, Streptophyta, Magnoliopsida, Rosales, Rosaceae.
AUGUCAGCGAUACAGAGAGCGAUCCGGAGGUUCCACGCUACCGUGAAUGCUCCAAGGCUCACCAGAUUGUCUCUCCAUGCGCCUAGAUGUGUAGAGGUGGAGUUUGGAAAUGGUAGUGUGUUCAAUUUGUCAGCUGAAUUCUUAAGAAUACACAGUCCAGCUGUUGAUGCCAAGGUUAGGUCAAUUGCUGGUGAAAAGGUGAUAUCUGGGCGGCGUCACGUUGGGAUUAUGUCUGCAGAACCUGUAGGAAACUAUGGGGUAAGGAUUGUCUUCGAUGACUUGCAUAACACCGGCAUCUAUUCAUGGGAUUACUUAUAUCAUCUGGGCAGCAACAAAUUCAGCCUCAUGAGAAAUUACAUCAAAACACUCAACAAGUAUGGACUCAAGCGGGAUCCGCCUAGAAGAAAAUGA